CUCGAAAUGUGCCUGCAUGCUGACGCGAUUGAAGCAAUCUAUCAAGAAUCGGGUGGGGUUUGUUUCCAGGCGUCGGCACCGCGAACGGCUAGUAGAACGUAAAACUACAUGUACAUGUAGGUGGGGUGGAGGGGUCAGCUAGGGCGCUCCUAAAGAAAGUUACCUUUCAUAAAGAGGAAAGAGCGAACAAGCUGUAACAAUGUACCCAUACUGAGAAUUCGAGAUGGCUUCAAAUCUUCCCGGAGACUGCUGCGUUAAGGGUGUCAAGCACGAGGGCACGCCCACAGGUGCAGACAUCAAGGUAGGCAUACACCAAGCCUACUUGGCUACUCCCGAGCCAUCUACGGCCAAAGACGCUGCUAUCCUGUUUAUCCCCGACGUCAUCGGUAUCUGGCAGAAUAGCAAGCUGAUGGCUGAUCAAUAUGCCGCGAACGGCUAUCUAACCCUCAUCAUUGACCCUUUUAAAGGCGAUGCCUUAUCGCUGAAUCGCCCCGAGGGUUUCGAUUUCGUAUCUUGGCUAUCUAAGGGUUCUACUGGCGACAACCCCCACACCAAGGAGGCUGUCGAUCCUAUUAUUGAAGCUGCUAUUAAGUAUCUCAAGGUUGAGAAGGGGUUCAAUAAGCUGGGUGCCGUCGGGUACUGCUUCGGAGCAAAGUACCUCGCCCGUCACUACAAGAACGGCAUCCAGGCUGGCUUUAUGGCGCACCCGUCCUUUGUUGACGAGGAUGAGCUUGCGGGAUUCAAGGCACCGCUAUCUAUCGCGGCUGCUGAGACGGAUCAGAUCUUCCCAGCCGACAAGCGCCACAGGUCUGAAGAGAUCCUAGCUCAGGGCGGAUUACCCUACCAGAUCAACUUGUACUCGCAGGUAGUCCAUGGAUUUUCUGUCCGCUGCGACACCAGUAAAAAGGUUGAGCGCUUCGCUAAGGAGCAGGCCUUCCUGCAGGCCGUGACCUGGCUCGAUAACUGGCUGCUAUGACCGGAUAACGAAGAGAUAUCGACGAAGGGAAGGCUGUGAAGGAACCUCGAGAUAAUCCAGAUAUUCCUUGAUAGUUAUUAACUGAUGC
Molecule: messenger RNA, 1064 nt
Organism: Daldinia decipiens
Lineage: Eukaryota; Fungi; Ascomycota; Sordariomycetes; Xylariales; Hypoxylaceae
Product: dienelactone hydrolase
Exons: 4
Coding region: 224-976 (250 amino acids)
Molecular function (GO): hydrolase activity
Source: RefSeq, a predicted model, not a curated record